CUGUGUCAGUGCUUUGAAGAGAAAGCUCGUCAUAGGAAAUCACGCGAUAUCACAUGAAUGUCUAAGGUAAGCCUUUCACAAGAGAAUGUGCGGGAUUGUGACAAUUUUAAACGGCACAAAGAAAAUUUAUUGUCAGCGAGCAGCCCAUAGAGAGUGUGUGACUAGCCUACAACCCGCUGACACCCUGGAAACAACGUGUGGAAAUAUCCCAUCCGAUGAUGUCCACGAUUAGUUACCAGCAUGAAAACAAUGCAGAGCAGGCUGCCAAGAAGAAAAGGCCAGCUCCACCCAUCAGUGAUGUUCCUGAGCCAAGCAUCGGUUUUGACACCAUAUACAGUGAUUCGAAAAUGCAAGUGACGAACAGAGAGGUAGAAAUCUCAUUCGUGCACCCGAGAAAGUACAUGUGGCUGGUGACUACAUUGAUAGACAUUGUACUGUGGUGUGUAGGCUUCGCCGUGUAUAUGUGGUGUGUACUUGGAACGGACGACGUCAGCGACAGAAAUAGCUCUCGUAUUUUCCGCUUCCGGGUCACGAUCAUAUUCCUGUCUGUUGAUUUGGCCAUCAUUCUCGCACUAUCUAUUAUUCUGGUCGUCUUCCGAAAUGAGCCUGAGAUCCGAUGUCACAAUUCAUUAUUCAUCGGUCAGGUCGUUGUAUGCACGUAUAUGUAUUUGAUAAUAGCCAUCAUACGUUCAACGGCUCGCUCUGGCACAGGAGUGUUCGCAGGGAUUUUCAGUUUGCAGUUUGAACUAUGGGGAGCCGUGGCAACAGUAUGGACAUAUUUUGGCCUUGUGUCUGCAUUUAUACUUCGACUGCGAAUGAUAUACAGGAUCUUCACCACGUCCCGCUUUCAGACCCAAAUAUACUGGCUAGCGCUACAUGUGGUUCUAUUGGUCAUCUCUUCGUUACCAAUCAUAGUCUGCACAUACGGCAAAUAUCCAUGCUCGACAGCACAAUACUACGCUGGCGUCUGGUUCAUGUGGAUAUUCUUCCUACUAGAAGGUUUGUAUUACUUGAACGCCGUCAGACCAGUGCCUGGGUUGUUCGUGGAUUUCUGGUCAAAUGUGAGACUCGUGCUGUUCUACUUCUUAACAUUCGCCGGUAUGUGCUUUUACACGAUUAAGUAUGGUGGCGAUGCGCCUACGGUGGUCACUGACAUGGUCAUUCUUGCCGCAAACCUCAUCCUGAUUUCAUGGUUCGAACUAUUUGGCUAUAGAACCAUCAAAGUUUUGGCCGGGUACUUCAAACUACCUUGGUUUCAGUACGCAGACUUGCAGGGUGUGUCCUCAUACCUGCUUACAAAUGAUCUCCAAGGUAUUGCCUUCAUCAUAUUGGAUCCCUUCUUGUACCCAAAAUUUGAGACAAUGGCGAAGGAAGGAUUUUUCUACGAAAACCUCGCAUUUUGCAGGUCAUGGUCCGCUGCCAAGGCGCACCAUGAUCUAGCAGAGAAAGGUAGGGCAGUAGCACUCAUUGUCACCACAUAUGUCACAGCCGUAGACGACCCAUAUAUGCAGCUUAACGUCAGCAGCAAACAGCGGGAGACCAUAAUGAAAGAGUACAAGGUACUGCAGGACACUGGGGUAGCAUCCGUGGCACUUGUCCAGACCCUGGAUGAUGUGGAGCAGCUAAUUCUGAGUAUGAUGCAACAGCACAUCGGCAGGUUUCUGAAUGAGAAAGGGGUCCUAGAGUACUGCCAAAGAGUUAUUGCCAUGGUGAAGGCGCGUAUGGUCGUACCCGCCUAUACAUAUACGUGACAAAGGUUAAAUUGUGUCAUCGAUACAACCAAUACUAACUCACAAUUCACCGAGUCACCAAUAUAAUUUGAAUUUAGAAUAUAUACAUAUCAAUAAAGACCUGUUUAUUUCCAAA
Molecule: messenger RNA, 1866 nt
Organism: Sphaeroforma arctica JP610
Lineage: Eukaryota; Ichthyosporea; Ichthyophonida
Exons: 1
Coding region: 216-1751 (511 amino acids)
Source: RefSeq, a predicted model, not a curated record